Messenger RNA from Cyanistes caeruleus (blue tit), 3039 nucleotides. NCBI's taxonomy places the organism in Eukaryota, Metazoa, Chordata, Aves, Passeriformes, Paridae. The record is from RefSeq and is a predicted model, not a curated record.
CCCCGCUCGGUCCCGGCCCCUGGGAGGGCCCGGCGGAGCUGCGGGCGGCGCGGCCUCCGGACAGGCCGCGGCGCAUCGGCGGGAGGAGAGCCCGGGCGCUGCGCUGCCCUCGUUGUUGUUACUGUUGAGAUCAGGUUUUCACUGCUUCUUCUUAACCUGGAAGAAUAUUACUUUGAACAGCACACAGCUAAUCAUAUUAUAAAUAAAGAUUGCAAAGAUGAAAGAAAAUUCAGAGGCUCCCUAAAAAUCUGUUCAAAGUCAAUUAUUUUUGAACCAGAUGACAAUAUCCAGCCCAUUAUCAAGAUACCGUUGAGGGAUUGCAUUAGUAUAAAAGCCCCAGAAGAUAAUGAAGCAAAUAACCCUUUCACAAGGAAUACAUCUGGAGGGAUUUCUGUUGUAUGUACCCAGGUUUUUCUCAUUAAAGAAAGAAAUGUUAUUGCACCCUAUAAAACAGUAAGAGGUAGAACAGAACACUUAUUCCAACUGGAUGUUGCUGGGAAAGUAGGAGAUGUUGUGCAAACUCUACAUCAGCUUUACAGGGCUUCUUGUCUAGAUAAGAUGGGAGAUCAAGCUGCCAUGAUCACUGCUAUAUUGCAGUCACGCUUGGCCAGAACUUCAUUUGAUAAAAACAGAUUUCAAAGCAUUUCUGAAACGCUGCAUAUGGAAUGUAAAGCAGAAAUGGUGACGCCACUGGUGACUAAUCCAGGGCAUGUGUGCGUUACUGAUGCUAACUUGUACUUCCAGCCUCUUAAUGGAUAUCCUAAACCAGUAGUACAAAUAACACUGCAAAAUGUGCGUCGCAUCUAUAAAAGAAGACAUGGGCUGAUGCCACUGGGACUUGAAGUAUUUUGUACAGAAAAUGAUCUAUGUUCUGACAUCUACUUGAAAUUCUACAACUAUCAGGAUCGAGAUGAGGUCUAUUUCCUUAUUGCAACAUAUAUAGAAAAUCAUAUUGCAGAGCACACAGCUGAAAGUUAUAUGUUGCAGUGGCAGCGAGGACAUAUAUCAAAUUACCAGUAUCUUCUCCAUCUCAACAAUCUGGCUGAUAGAAGCUGCAAUGAUCUCUCCCAGUAUCCUGUAUUUCCUUGGAUCAUAGCAGACUACUCUAGUUCAGUGUUAGAUCUGACAAAGCCUGAAACAUUUCGUGACCUUAGUAAACCAGUUGGUGCCCUGAAUAAGGAGAGGCUGGAUAGACUUGUGACACGUUAUCAGGAAAUGCCAGAGCCCAAGUUCAUGUAUGGAAGCCAUUAUUCUUCUCCGGGUUAUGUUUUGUUUUAUCUCGUUAGAGUUGCUCCAGAAUACAUGCUCUGUCUGCAGAAUGGAAAGUUUGAUCAUGCUGACAGAAUGUUCAACAGCAUUGCAGAAACCUGGAAAAACUGUUUGGAUGGUGCAACAGAUUUCAAAGAGUUGAUUCCAGAAUUUUAUGAAAAUGACUCUAGUUUUCUAGUGAACAGUUUGAAGCUGGACUUGGGAAAAAGGCAAGGUGGAAAGAUGGUUGAAGAUGUAGAGCUUCCACCUUGGGCAUCAGGUCCUGAUGACUUUCUUCAGAAGAGCCAAGAGGCCUUAGAAAGUCCAUAUGUGUCGGAACAUCUUCAUGAAUGGAUUGACAUCAUAUUUGGCUACAAGCAGAAAGGAAGUGAAGCAAUUGCAGCUCACAAUGUGUUUCACCCAUUAACUUAUGAAGGAGGAGUGGAUUUAAACAGUAUUAUGGACCCCAAUGAAAAAGUAGCUCUGCUGACACAAAUCCUGGAGUUUGGACAGACGCCAAAACAGUUGUUUACAACCCCUCAUCCUCAGAGGAUAAUUCCGAAAUUGAAAAGCUUGUCUCGAACAUCUAGUCACAGCACUUCCAUAGCUGAGUCUCCAGUUUCUCCAAAUGAAGAAUCAUUUGAAGAUUUGACAGAAGAAAGUAUAACACUUGCCUGGAACAAUAUUGCCAAACUAAAAUUAGAUAAGCAAUAUAAAAUUCACAAAGAGGCUAUUACUGGAAUAGCAGUCACUUGCAAUGGGUCUUCUGUUUUCACUACAUCCCAGGAUUCAACUUUGAAGAUGUUUUCCAAAGACUCGAAAACCAUCCAAAGAAGUGUGUCCUUUUCAAACAUGGCUUUGUCAUCUUGUGUAAUCUUACCAGGAGAUACCACUGUCAUAAGUUCUUCAUGGGACAAUCAUAUAUAUUUUUAUUCAAUUGCAUUUGGGAGACAGCAAGACGUCCUAAUGGGCCAUGAUGAUGCAGUCAGCAAGAUCUGUUGGCGUGAUGGGCGCUUAUUUUCUGCAUCUUGGGAUUCUACUGUGAAGGUGUGGCACUGUGUUCCUGGAGAGACCGUGAGCAAUAAAAAACACCACUUUGAACUGCUUGCAGAGUUAGAACAUGAUGUUAGUGUAAAUACAAUUGCUUUGGUAACUAGAACUGAAUGUCUGAACAUGAUUUUUUUGUUGUUUCUUUUGUUCACUUCCUUCUUUCAUACAGACAGCAGACAUCUACUGAGCACAGGGGAGGACUGUUGUUUUAAAGUAAUAGAUGUACAAACUGGAAUGCUCAUAUCUUCUGUGACCACUGAAGAGCCACAGAGGUGCUUCAAAUGGGAUGGAAAUACCAUCUUAUCAGGAUCUCAAUCUGGUGAAUUACUGAUUUGGGACCUUCUUGGAGGAAAAGUUACUGAAAGAAUCAAAGGGCAUACAGGUGCAGUAAUGUCCAUGUGGAUGAAUGAACAAUGCAACAGUGUUAUUACAGGAGGGGAAGACAAACACAUCAUGUUCUGGAAACUGCAAUACUAAGUGCCUUUCCCUCCAGUCAUUUAAAUGAACUCUAAUUUUAAACCAAACCUUUUAAAGGAACUUAACUGUGUGCAAUGAUGGCUGCUGAAGCUCAACCAGAUAGGAAGCUUUGUUCAACCACAACUUUCUAUGUUAUGGUGACUUCACUGAGAGCUCUUAACUUCCAUAGAGUAUGCAUUUGUUUUUCAUGGACUAUCAUACUGAAAUUGCUUGUGUAAAAUGAUAUCUGAUAUGAAAUUAAAGACUUAUUUUUCUGUAAUUAAA